Messenger RNA from Castor canadensis (American beaver), 744 nucleotides. RefSeq lists its product as uncharacterized. NCBI's taxonomy places the organism in Eukaryota, Metazoa, Chordata, Mammalia, Rodentia, Castoridae. The record is from RefSeq and is a predicted model, not a curated record. Gene Ontology annotation, cellular component: keratin filament.
AUGAACAUGUCCACCAUGUCCGUCUGCUCUGACGCUUACACUGACGCCUCCUGGCAGGUGGACGACUGUCCAGAGAGCUGCUGCGAGCCCUGCUGUGCCCCCAGCUGCUGCCAGCCCAGCUGUGAUGAGUCCUGCUGUCAGUCCAGCUGCUGUGCCCCCAGCUGCUGUGUCCCAGUCUCCUGCCUGACUUUUGUCUGCUCCCCAGUGAGCUGUGUGUCCAAUCCCUGCAGUCAGUCAGUCUGCACCAGCUGCUGCAUACCCUCAUGCUGCCAGCAGUCUAGCUGUGAGCCCUCUUGCUGCUCCUCCUCCCCCUGCCAGCAGUACUUCUGUGUGCCCGUCUGCUGCAAGCCCUCCUCCAGCGUGUCCCUGCUCUGCCGCCCCGUGUGCAAGCCCGCCUGCUGCGUACCUGAUUCCUCCUGCUGUGCCUCCUCCUGCCAGCCCAGUUGCUGUGGCCCAGCGGCCUCCAGUGUGUCCCUGCUCUGCCGCCCUGUGUGCAAGCCCGCCUGCUGUGUACCUGAUUCCUCCUGCUGUGCCUCCUCCUGCCAGCCCAGCUGCUGUGGCCCAGCGGCCUCCAGCGUGUCCCUGCUCUGCCGCCCUGUGUGCAAGCCCGCCUGCUGUGUACCUGAUUCCUCCUGCUGUGCCUCCUCCUGCCAGCCCAGCAACUGCCGCCCAGCAGCCUCCUGCGUGUCCCUGCUCUGCCGUCCCAUCUGCUCCCGCCCAGCCUGCUUUGGGUCCACCUGCUGA